Messenger RNA from Polyodon spathula (Mississippi paddlefish), 1379 nucleotides. RefSeq names its product zinc finger protein 593 (gene znf593). The transcript is spliced from 4 exons. The record is from RefSeq and is a predicted model, not a curated record. The coding region runs from base 109 to 507 and encodes 132 amino acids. NCBI's taxonomy places the organism in Eukaryota, Metazoa, Chordata, Actinopteri, Acipenseriformes, Polyodontidae. Gene Ontology annotation, molecular function: nucleic acid binding; zinc ion binding.
UCCCGUUCCACCCGGAACGCUUGUUUGAUGCACAGUGACUGAGGUCGGAAAUCAGACACGUGGGAGAAAAACAGCACAAGCUGUCAGGAAAACAGCAGCUGGAAAGCCAUGGGGAAGUCCAAGCAAACAGGCAAUCACAAGAGCGACAAGAAAAAGAACAUAGCGAAGCUCUGGAAAACCAAACGGAGGACCAAGGACUUGGAUCAGAUCCAUCAUGACAUGAAGCCAGAGGUCGCGGCCAAGCUGCUGCACCAGGAGGUGGACUAUGAUGUCACUGGAAGCGCCCAGCACUAUUGCCUGCACUGCGCGCGGUACUUUGUGGAUCUGAGGAGCUUGAAGGAACACGUUAAAACCAAGGUGCAUAAAAGAAGACUGAAGCAGCUGCGGGAGGAGCCCUAUACCCAGGCGGAGGCUGAGAGAGCUGCAGGGAUGGGCUCUUACAUCGCGGCCAAGAAAGUGGAGGUGCAAACCCAGCCGUUCGAGGAGGAGACAGAGGAGAUGAAGUGAACACGUCUGCCUUUGCAAGCCCCAGUACCUGUGUUGCCGUCGUCUAGUUGUGAUAGCCUCCAGGGUGUGUGGUGUGCCCCACUAUGUCUGGUUGAGGGGUAAUAGACCUUUUUUUGUAUAAGGAGACGUGCAAUACUGCAGGUUAAGAGUGUGUUUUGUAAGAAGGGGGACCUGGUUUCAAAUACCAGUUUAGUAACUGAUGUACUAGACUGAGUGUGUUGGCAACUUACCAUACCUUAUUCAUGUGCCUAACCCCUGAUCAGCUGUGCAACUGGAACCACACUGUAUAUUAAAGGUGACGGAAUUGUUUGGCUGUCCAGCUUAAUUAUUAACAUUGCAAAGGUUACUCACCACAAAUGUGAACUGCUACAAUACUGAAUAGGGUGUGGGGUGCUGUAUGUAUGUUGUAGUGCGUGAAGAAAUGUUUGGGUAGGAUGGAUUACUGAGAAUCAUCAGAUUGUUUUAUUAUGCCUUCAAUAAUUGACGUUUAUACAUUACAGAAUGCAUCUCAGUGAUGUGAUUUGCAUAACCGUGACUCGGUCCUCUGAACAGAUCAUUUGCGUGCUGCAUUCUGCAGUGUUUAUUUUGUGUCCAGCCCUUGUAUGUGUUAAUGACCAGUCCUGUGCACCACGCAGAAAAAAAAGAAACUGUUUUUAAAAUCUAAUUUCCCAAAAAUAAAAAUAAUGAUGAUAUAUUUUUAGUCAGAUAUCUGCCUUUUAUGCUAUACCUCACACUGAUCUGUUCUUUCAAAAAAAAUAAUAAACAUGUGCACGUGUGUUACAGGUAAAGACUGUGUUUCAGAUCUAGGAACGAGUGGCUGUAAUUUGUAUGCUACUGUAUGUGAAUGUGUACAAAUAAAAGCUGCAAAAAGA